Molecule: messenger RNA, 3456 nt
Organism: Penicillium antarcticum
Lineage: Eukaryota; Fungi; Ascomycota; Eurotiomycetes; Eurotiales; Aspergillaceae
Exons: 10
Coding region: 1-3456 (1151 amino acids)
Biological process (GO): metal ion transport; transmembrane transport
Cellular component (GO): membrane
Molecular function (GO): metal ion transmembrane transporter activity
Source: RefSeq, a predicted model, not a curated record
AUGACUUCAAGACCACCGAUGGAGAACAGGCGCUCGUGGUUCGAGCAUAUCGCGGUUGCUGGAGAAACCAACGUAGACAUCGUUGCUGUUCCACCUAUCGGCGCACAUCAUAGAAAGACAUGGACAGUUCAUGGUGCCAAAUCUUCCUGGUUGGAUACAGAGUUGCUACAACAUCUUCCUCGCGCCCGAGUUCUUCUAUACAACUAUGGCGAACUGAAUGAACACGAUAAGAUCGACUCUCUAGGUCAACGUUUACUGAACCAACUCCUCAAUGAGAGGAAACAUGAUAGCCCCCGACGCCCAAUAUUUCUCAUCUGCCACAGCACCGGCGGCCUCGUCGUGAAAGCAGCUCUGGCCCUGGCAUCCCGGGCCGAGCCGAGCACCCUCCUUACCAGCUGCCACGGCAUCGCAUUCUUUGCAACGCCUCACCAAGGUUCGACCUAUCUCUCCGCUGACGAGUAUGCAGCCAGUAUUCGCCAUAUCUUGCAUCUGGAACAUGAAAGCCCCCAUGCCCUCAGGGAACAGUUCCGACCCCGCCAGGAACGAUUGUGGCAUCUUUCUAACCAAUUUAAGACGCUCUCCGCUGAUAUGAAGGUCUGGUCUUUCCUCGAGACUAUGGACUCAACCAUGCAUGUCGUUGACGCAGAGACGAAUAAUGUUCUGGAGUUUCAUGUUCCGAUUACCUCUAUUAGGUCGGGAUUACUGGAUAUCGAACAUGAGAAAGAAGUACCCAUUGCAACAGACCAUGCAGGGACGGCAACCUUUCAUGCCCAAGAAUCAACUCGGGACACAUUCUUGAAUGAGCUGAAUGAAGCUGUCACUAUUGCAGUGGAGAUAUCAAGACAUGAAGAUACACCCCUGGGCAUUGAAAAGAAAGUAAUGGUCCAAAUCAACGGUUUCUUCGAAGAUACCGCGCUAGGCGUCAGUGACGAAAGUCCACUGAAACUAUGGUCGACCAAAGUCUCCUUAGAAGACUACCUCGCACGAGGGCCAUCAGCAUGUCUCAGGGAAAGAUUAGGUCGUGUCCAGCCCAGCGGAUUGGAUGAUUCGUCUAUCAGCAGCUUCGACAGUCCGCGCUCCUCGUAUAUUGCUCCAGCAUCAGACACAGCCGAGCAUAAUGAGCGCUCAGAAGAAAUUCGUCCGCUACGUCCUCCUCUGCCGUAUAGUCAAAGCUUUGAAGAUGCUGUCCAUCCCUCGCCCAGGAUUCAUAUCACAGAAGCGGCUAUGGAUGGCUAUUUUGAGAGUCCGCCUGCUGAAAGUCCGCCGCCGGAUCGCAAACAGAAGAAUCCAAUAACGAAGGCUCUAGGGCUUAUUCCGUUAAGAGCGCGUUCGCGUUCACGUUCGCAUUCACAUCGGCGGAGUGCUUCGGAUAGUAGUUCUCAGGGGAGUAGUUCUCGACCUGCCUCAAGCUCGACAUCACCACCAAGGCAGUCCGUAUUCCUAACGAUCCCAAAGUCCACCCGAGACAGGAUAAAUCAAAACGCAGAGACUCCGGAUAUUCCUCGCUCGGUGCCACGCUUUGAUCGGCCGGAGCCUGACACUGAGAAGUUGGUCUGGAUUCAUGUUCCUUAUACCCAUACCGGCUGGGUGUCACAGGUUAUCCGACGAGCGUGCCAAGAUAGUCAGGACCCUAAUUUUCUUCGAAAAUUCAUCAAUGACAAGAAUUGGUACCUUCGACUUAACAGAGCCCGCCAUCUUGAACCUCAUGCUCGCUUCGUCCGGCCCGCAUGUAUUCAUUCAAGACAAAUGGAUAUCUCACAGGGGACACCAGGUGCUGCAGACGACCCCCAGCUCGCUUUAUAUACUAUACUGACCCGCCAGCUCCACUGGGACACAUACCGCAACCUAAUCCAACGACGAAAGGUAGUAGCAGACCGACUGCAACAGGGUCGGUCACGACCUGUCCCCGGCCGAAUCUCCAAAGCGAGCUUAGAAGCCCAAUUAAUAUGGUCUUACCUUGGUUGCGAACCACCAGUCCACUUCCGACGCACCCUCGACCAGUUUGGAUAUCCCAAUCUCCGCUCAACGAUCGCCCGCGACGAUGACCAGAUGCUAUGGAAGCGGACGCGCCGACCGGCACGCAUUGACGAGCAGCUCAGACAGUAUCUUCAGUCAACACAGGAUGAAGGCGAUGAGUCGGAGUAUGGCGAGUUCAUGGACGGGAAUGUAUUGAUGGUUGAUCAGCUCUGGCUUUGGAUUGUUGAUUCGAAGACUGUUAUUACCUUCUUUCCGAACCAGGAAGCGACUACUUCUGAAGGAAAGUUGUUUGAGCAGUCGAACCUGCAUAGUAGUAUCUACAAUGAGUUGAAUGGGGAUUUGGCGAGGAGGUUUGAGACUGCUGGUGAUUUGGCGGCGCUCAUUAUGUUGCAUGCUGUUACUGUUCUUUUGGAUAAGACUUUGCAUCGUAAUUUGCAGGUUUUGAGGAUCUUUGAGGAGUCCAUUAGUAUUUUGACUGAGUCCGUCACGAAAUCAUUCAAGCGCUUCCGAAAUAGAGGCUUCACUAAUCGUCCGGCGGACCAUGAUCGCACAAAAGAUGGCAAGAUUAUGACUGCUGCUGAGCGAGACUACCGUGAACGCCAAGUUGCGAAACGGAAUCGAGAAGAUCUGUCUGUUCUACUUGAGCUACGGGAUAUCGAGGACGAACUAUCCACCAUACUCAAGUUGCUUGAUCAACAAGACACUGUUAUCAAAAGUAUGGUCAAGUACUUUGAUAGCCGGGGAUAUGGCAAAGUCUUCCUCGAUACAGCACAGGUCCGAAUCGACGAAUAUCGUUCCCAGAUCCUCGAGAUGAAGGAGAACAGUCAUCUAGCUCAAAAAGCAGUUGAAACUCUCCUCGAUCUGAAACAGAAGCAAGCAAAUGUCGACGAAGCCAAAAUGGCCCGAUGGCAGGCCGAAGUCACGCAGACCCAGUCGCGCGCAGUAAUGGUCUUUACAAUUUUCUCGGUCGUGUUUCUCCCACUUUCAUUCUUCACUUCCCUCUUCGGCAUAAACGCUCGAGAAUGGAGCGGCGAGGCUACAAAUCUGACUCUGGGCCAGAUGCUUGAGAUAGCAGCCCCAUCCUCGUUUGCAAUAAUCUUCCUCUCGCUUCUCCUGGCUUUCAGUGAAACUCUCCGCGAAACAGUCUCCAAAUCUCACAAGAUAAGCAUAGGUCUGAUUAAAGAGUUCAUUCUGCAUCCUGUGAAAACAGUCUUGCAUUGGGAAACCAUUACACAUAAAAUGCCUGAUAUGGUUGUUCCCAAGAACUCCAACUUGCGUAAGCGAUUUGAUGAUUAUCUAGGUUAUGGGCGGAGAAAUAUGCAACUUGAUGAAGACAUUUGGCAGAGAUGGCAGGAGGAUCGGUAUGGGAUUGGGUCUGGGGCACUUGGAGAGGGGCCUUGGAUGGGGAAUGGGAAGGGGGAUGAGGCAGCAAAGAAGAAAUGGAGGCAACCCGAGGUUGUUCAGACGGAUGAGGCUUAG